AUGACAUCAAAUGGAAUGAUAUAUGUUUAUCAAUAUACCCUUGUACCUUCGGUGAUUAACAAUUGUGUGCGUAUCAAGUACAAGAAUCCUGAUAGAUGGUUGGUACCCACAAGAAGUUCAAAUAGGCUCCCUGAGUUUAACUUCGGUGACUCAUGUGGGGAUGAAAGAAAUAUGGCAUUGACAUAUAGCGCAAGUAAUAGGAAUACAAAAGACACAAACCUGACAAAACCUAGGCCCAAAAUUGUAGAUGGUAUUCGAUACGUAGCACUAUUGAAUGUACAUGGACUAAAGUUUAGGACAUUUGAUUAA
Phycomyces blakesleeanus NRRL 1555(-) is the source of this 309-nucleotide messenger RNA. RefSeq lists its product as hypothetical. The transcript has 8 exons. Lineage: Eukaryota; Fungi; Mucoromycota; Mucoromycetes; Mucorales; Phycomycetaceae. The record is from RefSeq and is a predicted model, not a curated record. Bases 1 to 309 code for a protein of 102 amino acids.